AACAAGCUUCUCUUCAGUGGUUUGCUCAACUUUCUCUUACAGGACGCUAGCCCACUCUUCUCCCGGUAUUUUCACUUUUUCGUCGGCUGGAAGUCACUCUUUUGCUGGGGGGGAGUUUUGUUUUGCCCUGCGUCGAGCUCCCAAGCGACCAUUCAAGGGCAAAAGCGACCUGGAGGAGCGGGAGGAGGGCGUUCUCGCUUAAAAAGUCACUAUGGAGGUUCCCGGCAUGCAGAGUUCGCAGAUCGAUCCGGAAGAAUUGUUCACCAAACUGGACCGCAUCGGCAAAGGAUCCUUCGGAGAGGUGUUCAAAGGCAUCGACAACCGCUCGCUGAGCGUGGUGGCCAUCAAGAUCAUCGACCUGGAGGAGGCCGAGGACGAAAUCGAGGACAUCCAGCAGGAGAUCACGGUGCUGAGCCAGUGCGACAGUCCCUACAUCACCAAGUACUACGGCUCCUACCUCAAGGGCAGCAAACUGUGGAUCAUCAUGGAGUACCUCGGUGGAGGUUCUGCACUCGACUUGCUUCGCGCGGGUCCGUUCGACGAGUCCCAAAUCGCCACCAUGCUGAAGGAGAUCCUGAAGGGUCUGGACUACCUUCACUCGGAGAAGAAGAUCCACAGAGACAUCAAAGCCGCCAACGUGCUUCUGUCGGAGCACGGCCAGGUGAAGCUGGCCGACUUCGGCGUGGCCGGUCAGCUGACGGACACGCAGAUCAAGCGGGAGACCUUCGUGGGGACGCCGUUCUGGAUGGCGCCCGAGGUCAUCCAGCAGUCCGCGUACGACUUCAAGGCGGACAUUUGGUCGCUGGGCAUCACCGCCAUCGAGCUGGCCAAGGGGGAGCCCCCCAAUUCGGAAAUGCAUCCCAUGAGGGUGCUCUUCCUCAUCCCCAAGUCGCCGCCCCCGACGCUGACGGGCGACUUCUCCAAGAGCUUCAAAGAGUUCACCGAAGCCUGCCUCAAUAAGGACCCCGCCUUCCGUCCCACCGCCAAGGAGCUGCUCAAGCACAAGUUCAUCGUCAAACACUGUAAGAAGACGUCCUACCUCAGCGAGCUGAUCGACCGAUACCGGAGGUGGCGCGAGCAGGGCCACGGCGACAGCAGCCCCGACGACUCCGACGGCGAGUCCGGCGACAAGAAGGACGAGGAGUCCCCCGAGUGGAGCUUCACCACCGUCCGCAAGCGGAAGACGGACGAGCGGCCGCACAUCAACGGACAGCUGAGGAGCGACGGGCACGCCGAUGUCAGCGCGUCCUCCAGUCUCGCCGCCGUCAUCUCGCCCGUCUUCACCGAGAUGAAGCAGCAACACAAGGAGUACUCUGAGAAGCGAUUGGCCAUCGAAGAGCUGGAACGUAACAUCGGAUUGGCCGAGGACGUGUGCCCGGGCAUCACGGACCGCAUGGUGACGCGCAUCAUCGCCAGGUUCAACGCCAGCUGAGGAUAGACGGGCGAGUGGACGCGGCGACGAGAGACUGUGUCUCAGCGUGGCCGCGCUUUCAAAUCGGAGAUCUGCUGUGCAAUGUCUCCACACACACACACACACACACACACACACGUCAUUUCCUUGACUGCUGCUGGACAAAGAAGUGAUGAGUUGCGAUGCUUUGUGGCGCUGUGGUCCUCUUGUUCUAAUCCAGCAGCACCGCUUUACCUUUUGUUGAUUUGUAAACGCAAAUAUUUGCUCAGUCGCACUUGGCGAAGAUGAUAUGCCAAUAUUCUUUUGUUGUCCUCAGUAACACUUGAAAAAGAGUAGCAGCAUCCUCAUUUACCAACAAAGCAAAAUGAAGGCCACAUAAGAGGAGCGCUUAGUCAAGUGUUACUGACAGUUUGAACCAAAGACACCUAUAAACUUGGUCAUUGUGUAUAUUAUUUUUGUAUGUAUAGGAUAAGGGAUGUUACGAUGCUUACACAGCGGGAACGUACUAUUUUUAGGAAAAUGUUUUCCUCUUUAGCGGGACGUAGAGUUUUAUGAAUAAAUAUUUAAGCUUGA
Molecule: messenger RNA, 1984 nt
Organism: Phycodurus eques (leafy seadragon)
Lineage: Eukaryota; Metazoa; Chordata; Actinopteri; Syngnathiformes; Syngnathidae
Gene: stk26
Product: serine/threonine protein kinase 26
Exons: 11
Coding region: 212-1432 (406 amino acids)
Biological process (GO): protein phosphorylation
Molecular function (GO): protein kinase activity; ATP binding
Source: RefSeq, a predicted model, not a curated record